Piliocolobus tephrosceles (Ugandan red Colobus) is the source of this 2341-nucleotide messenger RNA. Its product is annotated as host cell factor 1-like. Gene Ontology annotation, biological process: regulation of DNA-templated transcription; chromatin remodeling. Gene Ontology annotation, molecular function: transcription coactivator activity; protein binding. NCBI's taxonomy places the organism in Eukaryota, Metazoa, Chordata, Mammalia, Primates, Cercopithecidae. The record is from RefSeq and is a predicted model, not a curated record. The transcript is spliced from 8 exons. The annotation marks the transcript as partial. Gene Ontology annotation, cellular component: histone methyltransferase complex.
CCAACAUCCAAAAGUGCAAAAGCCUCUACAGCGCAGGGCCUUCCUCCUUCCUCCUGGUUCUGCUUCUCAGAGGCAGCCAUGUGGGUAGUUUCCUGUCCACCCUGCAGGGGCUCUUCAUAUCCAAGCAUUAGCUAUAGGUCCCUUUAAAAACAAACAAUGGCAGCCUGGCGCACGCAGGGCCGCACCUGGCCUUUCUCAUCCGCCGUAUCUUGGAGAUCACUCCACAUCUCUGCCCCGCAGCAGCCUCCUUCGAGUUGCGGUUGUGCUGCUGUAACUUGUACAGGCGCCGCUCCGUGAGUAUCCUUGCACCGUCUCGACCCGUGUGCAAGUGUAUAUCCUAGGGGUGAAAACCUAGAAGUACGGUUGCUGUCCGAUGCAGCUGAACUGCCCUGCACAGAGGCUGUGCCCACAUAGGCACCUCUGGUGGUGCCCUCACGGAAUGGUCAGGCCACUCUUUGCCAAGCCUGAUGGGUGGCCGAAGCUCCCCUCUGGGUCACCUUGAGCCCCAGCUGCUGCAGGCCCAAAAAUCAAAAUCCCUGGCGCCAGUGGCUGAAGUUUAGAUUUCUUCUGCGUGAGGGUGUGUGUUUUUUCUUAAGAUUUUUCUAUCACGUUUUCCCUAAACCGCCUUCCCCAUUGCUGUCUCUUUCUGUGAGUUGUAGUGUUCCUUAACGGGCGAGGAGGUAAACCUCUGACUGUGUUUCUCAUGGUUUUCUUAGUUGGCCAUUGGUGGUUUGUAAUUUUAUUUUUUGUGUUGCUUUUUGCCACAAAGGGUUUCUUUGUUUUGUUGUUUUAAUGUAAUAAUCCAAUAACUUCUCGAUUUUAAUUCCCAUCCUUGACAACAAAAGAACCAAGGGUAACCAGGGGUGGCGGGUUUCCUCCAUCCUCCCUGCUGACCUCCCCUGUCUGCCCUCCCCCAGAUACCAUGGCCUGGGAGACCAUCCUGAUGGAUACACUGGAGGACAACAUCCCCCGCGCUCGGGCUGGCCACUGCGCAGUCGCCAUCAACACUCGCUUGUACAUUUGGAGUGGGCGUGACGGCUACCGCAAGGCCUGGAACAACCAGGUCUGCUGCAAGGACCUCUGGUACCUAGAGACAGAAAAGCCACCACCCCCAGCCCGAGUACAGCUGGUACGCGCCAACACCAACUCCCUGGAGGUGAGCUGGGGGGCAGUGGCAACAGCCGACAGCUACCUUCUCCAGCUCCAGAAAUAUGACAUUCCUGCCACGGCCGCUACUGCCACCUCCCCUACACCCAAUCCGGUCCCAUCUGUGCCUGCCAACCCUCCCAAGAGCCCUGCCCCAGCAGCAGCCGCACCUGCUGUGCAGCCGCUGACCCAAGUAGGCAUCACGCUCCUGCCCCAGGCUGCCCCCGCGCCCCCGACCACCACCACCAUCCAGGUCUUGCCGACGGUGCCUGGCAGCUCCAUUUCUGUGCCCACUGCAGCCAGGACUCAAGGUGUCCCUGCUGUUCUCAAAGUGACCGGUCCUCAGGCUACAACGGGAACUCCAUUGGUCACCAUGCGACCUACCAGCCAGGCCGGGAAAGCCCCUGUCACCGUGACUUCCCUGCCCGCCGGAGUGCGGAUGGUUGUGCCAACGCAGAGUGCCCAGGGGACGGUGAUUGGCAGUAGCCCACAGAUGAGUGGGAUGGCCGCACUGGCCGCUGCGGCUGCUGCCACCCAGAAGAUCCCCCCUUCCUCGGCACCCACGGUGCUGAGUGUCCCAGCGGGCACCACCAUCGUGAAGACCAUGGCUGUGACACCUGGCACUACCACCCUCCCAGCCACUGUGAAGGUGGCCUCCUCGCCAGUCAUGGUGAGCAACCCUGCCACGCGCAUGCUGAAGACUGCAGCUGCCCAGGUGGGGACAUCGGUUUCCUCCGCCACCAACACAUCCACGCGCCCUAUCAUCACAGUGCACAAGUCAGGCACUGUGACAGUGGCCCAGCAAGCCCAGGUGGUGACCACAGUCGUGGGUGGGGUCACCAAGACCAUCACCCUGGUGAAGAGCCCCAUCUCUGUCCCAGGAGGCAGCGCUCUGAUUUCCAAUCUGGGCAAAGUGAUGUCGGUGGUCCAGACCAAACCAGUUCAGACUUCAGCAGUCACAGGCCAGGCGUCCACGGGUCCUGUGACUCAGAUCAUCCAGCCGCUCCAGGCCAUCCCCAUGUCGGCCAUCAUUACCCAGGCGGGCGCCACAGGUGUGACCAGCAGUCCUGGCAUCAAGUCCCCCAUCACCAUCAUCACCACCAAGGUGAUGACUUCAGGAACUGGAGCACCUGCCAAAAUCAUCACUGCUGUCCCCAAAAUUGCCACUGGUCAUGGGCAGCAGGGAGUGACGCAG